UGCGACUACCACCAUGCCGCCCUCUCUGUGCGCACUCUGCCAGCGCAACCGCGCGCUCAUACUGCGCCCAAAGAACCACCAGAAGCUAUGCAAACCUUGCUUCCUUGAGGUUUUCGAAACCGAAAUUCACCAUACCAUCACGUCGACGAACCUCUUCCAGCGUGGCGAAAAGAUUGCGAUCGGAGCCUCUGGCGGCAAAGACAGCACCGUACUCGCGAGCGUCCUGAAGACGCUGAAUGAAAGAUAUGACUAUGGCGUGGAGUUGAUUUUGCUGAGCAUAGACGAGGGAAUUAAGGGCUACCGGGACGACAGUCUGGAGACGGUCAAGCGCAAUGCGGUGCAGUACGAUAUGCCGCUGACUAUCGUUGGAUACGGCGAGCUGUAUGGGUGGACUAUGGACCAGGUCGUGGAACAAGUUGGCAAGAAGGGUAACUGCACAUAUUGCGGUGUCUUCAGGCGGCAAGCGCUGGAUCGCGGUGCUGCAAAACUUGGCGUAGGCCAUGUGGUUACGGGUCAUAAUGCAGAUGAUGUCGCUGAGACUGUCCUGAUGAACUUGUUGCGCGGCGAUCUUCCCCGUCUUGCUCGUACUACCUCUAUCAUUACGUCUACUCCGUCUGCCGCUCAGUCAUCCCCUGCCCCGGGCGAGGAAGGGUUUGAUCACACCAAUAUUAAGCGCAGCAAGCCACUCAAGUACGCUUACGAGAAGGAAAUUGUCCUUUACGCCCACCACAAGAACCUCGACUACUUCAGCACAGAAUGCAUCUACUCGCCAGAGGCAUUCCGUGGAAGCGCCAGAGCGUUGAUUAAAAACCUCGAGCGAGUGAGGCCAAGUGCCAUUCUGGACGUUGUCCGAAGCGGGGAAGACAUGGCAAAGCUUGUGCCCGGGGCUGGUGGAGACAAAGCUUGCGGAGAAACGGGGUGUGGAUCUGCGCCUCAAGUUAUGCCAGAAGAGGAUGAGGGUGGGUGUGGCAGUGCUCAGGGCCGAAGCACAGGCGGAGAGAUGGCAAAAAUGGAACAGUCACUGGCGCAAAAUGAAGCCGCAGCUGUCCAAGGCCUUGAAACGGAGAUCACACUACCCAAGGAUGUUGGAAGCGGUGGCAGAAGGAAAGGCAGAAAGCCGAAAUCCCAAGCAAAGCCCGCAACUGCCAGCAAGCAGGUGUCGAAACAGGUCAUGGGCAAAUGCGAGCGAUGUGGAUAUCUGUCAAGCCAGGCUAUCUGUAAAGCUUGUACGUUGCUUGAGGGACUAAACAAGAGCAGACCCAAGACCGCCAUCGGUAUGGAACCAGCUGAUGGAGACUCUGGCGAGGGACGUCUUGGGAAAGCCAUGAAAGAGGUUUCUUUUGGAGCGGAGUGAAGCCAACCUAGCAUAGAUGGGCUUGAUCACUGAAGAAAACCUACCAUGAAGUCUGCGGCCCGGUACUGGGUUCCUUCCAAGAGCCGACCUGCGAAGCCGUUUCCCUGAAAGCAAUCACAAGGUGUGACUCAGUGGGCCGAAGGGAAUCGUGCAGACCUUUACCGUGGUAUGCCUGCGCCGGGUAUGAACAUGACAUGUCAUCGUUCCGGAAACUGUGCUCAAACGCGGCUGGACACCCAACAAAACCCGAUAUCCAAACAGGGCCAAACAGUCAGUGCCGAUCGCGCAGGGCUAAGCUAGCUCACGGCAAGCUGCCAGAUGUUGAAUGUUAACAUGGGCGCAAGCAUUUUAAAUUGCAGGGCUCGUGUGACUGAUUUAAGAAAGGCUCUCCCCGGCCGGAAAGCUACUGUAGACCAGUUAGAGUUGUAUAUGACGUUGCAAUCUCCAAG
This is a messenger RNA of Aplosporella prunicola CBS 121167, 1803 nucleotides long. RefSeq lists its product as uncharacterized. Gene Ontology annotation, biological process: tRNA wobble position uridine thiolation. NCBI's taxonomy places the organism in Eukaryota, Fungi, Ascomycota, Dothideomycetes, Botryosphaeriales, Aplosporellaceae. The transcript has 3 exons. The record is from RefSeq and is a predicted model, not a curated record. Bases 14 to 1354 code for a protein of 446 amino acids. Gene Ontology annotation, molecular function: tRNA binding. Gene Ontology annotation, cellular component: cytosolic tRNA wobble base thiouridylase complex; mitochondrion.